Dunckerocampus dactyliophorus (ringed pipefish) is the source of this 6881-nucleotide messenger RNA. RefSeq names its product cadherin-24-like. Gene Ontology annotation, cellular component: plasma membrane; catenin complex; adherens junction. Gene Ontology annotation, biological process: multicellular organism development; cell-cell junction assembly; cell morphogenesis. Bases 591 to 3944 code for a protein of 1117 amino acids. Gene Ontology annotation, molecular function: cadherin binding; calcium ion binding. The transcript has 14 exons. The record is from RefSeq and is a predicted model, not a curated record. Lineage: Eukaryota; Metazoa; Chordata; Actinopteri; Syngnathiformes; Syngnathidae.
UUAGAGAGUCGUCGGCGUGGUCCUCCAUGCAGAGAGAUGAAGACUAAUGGAGGGAAAAGAGAGCGAGAGAGCGAGGAGGGGGCUGGACCUCACUGAGCUCGCAUCACCCUCAGCAUCCUUUCACACACGUUGGAUCACUUGAGCUCCAUUUGACAGAACGCGCGGCCGGACCAGCACACACUGCCCGGUACGUCUGUAAGUGUGUCUUCUUUUUCUGCUCUGGCGUCUGUUUUUGCGUCUUUGGACUCAUCCUCCCACUGACUCUGCUGGAUGCUGCUGAGCAGUUUUGCAGCACUUUGGCAAAAGGAGCUGCGUGCACGGAGCAGAUGCUGCGCGCCGGGGGUGAUCAUCAUCCCCCCCCGCAUCACCGUGUCCGUACCUGCAUCAGCAUCACCAAUCACCAUCUUGGCGCCAUCAGCAGCGUUUUGGGGAGGUUCCGCUGGUUAGAACGCUCAGGCCGAGUGUGUAAAUCACAUCAGGAUGCAUCAAGUGAUCCAGUCCACAAGGAGACAGAAGCUGUGAGGGAAAAGAUGGACCGCCAGCAUCGUCAUCACCUGAAAGUUCUUCACUGAGACGGCUGCAGUUUAGCAAUGACCAAGCACCUUCUUCUGCUUCUCCUCUUUCUGAAGCUGAAUGUUGUUUUCCUGGCCGAGGACCACCUGAAAGAAGCGUGGCCUCGUUUCCCUGACCCGGAGAGCCGAGCUCCUGAUGGCGAUGUAGCUUUUAAAGAAGAAGGACAACCUCACGAGCCAACGUUCAGGUCCAGUGAGGAGUCGGCAAGCCUGCCUGAACUCUCAGAGUCGUCCAAUGGGCCACGGAGGCCGCGUUCUCGCCCCAAGAGGAGCUGGCUGUGGAACCAGUUCUUUGUCAUCGAGGAGUACCGAGGCCCUGAACCCGUGCUCAUUGGACGGCUGCACACGGACAUGGACAGAGGGGACGGACACACCAAGUACACGCUGGAGGGCGAGGGGGUGGGCUCGGUGUUUGUCAUCGACAGCAACACGGGCAACAUCCAUGUGACCAAGUCUCUGGACCGCGAGGAGAAGGACCAGUACCGUCUCAUCGCCACGGCCACAGACCGCCUGACGGGCCGGGCGCUGGAACCCUCCUCUGAGUUCAUCAUCAGAGUGCAGGACAUCAACGACAACCCGCCCGUCUUCCCCGGCGAGCCCUAUGUCGCCACCGUGCCGGAGAUGGCCCAUAUCGGCACGUCCAUCAUCCAAGUGACAGCCAGAGAUGCUGAUGAUCCUGCGUAUGGAAACAGCGCCCAGCUGGUCUACGCCAUCACUGAAGGACACGACUAUUUCUCCGUGGACCCUCAGACAGGCGUCCUGAGGACCGCCAUGCCCAACAUGGACCGAGAGGCUCAGGAGGAAUACUUGGUGGUCCUCCAGGCCAAAGACAUGGGGGGCCACCUGGGGGGCUUGUCUGGGACCACCACCGUCACGGUGCGGUUGAGCGACGUCAAUGACAACCCGCCUCACUUCAGACGCAGUGCGUGGUCCUUCUCCGUGUCGGAGCUGGCGGCUCCGGGGGUGGAGGUGGGCCGCCUCACCGCCACAGAUGCCGACGUGGGCGAGAACGCUCUGCUGGAAUUCAGCAUCCUGGAUGCCGAGGAGGCCCAAACCUUCAACAUCAGCUCAAAGGAGCGGGAGGCCGUCAUCGUGCUGAACAAACUGCUGGAUUACGAGGCUCGUAAUUCCUACUCCUUCACGGUGGAAGUGGUAAACCCGCUGGUGGACCCCCGCUACCUGAAGAAAGGACCCUUCAAGGACCAGGCGAUGGUGCGUGUGAUGGUCCUUAACGCCGAUGAGCCGCCCCGCUUCUCCCAGGCUUGGUACCAUAUGGACGUGUCAGAAAACUGCCCCCCCGUCUGCUCUGUGGGCCGGGUGCAUGCCGUGGACCCUGACACGGGCCAGAGCGGCAACAUCAGGUACUCCAUCGAUCCUCAGUCGGACCCGGAGGCUCUGUUCCGCAUCGCUUCUGACACGGGAUUCAUCAGCGCCGUGACGGAGCUGGACCGCGAGCAGGAGCAGUGGCACAACAUCACUGUCAUGGCCACGCAGAGGGACAACCCCAAUCUGGUGUCGAGGGUGGUGGUUGCCGUGGAGACGCUCGACCAGAAUGACAACGCGCCAGAGUUGGACAGACAGUACGCAACAUCCGUGUGCGACUCCAGCGCCCCGGGGCAGGUCGUUCAGGUUCUCCGAGCCGUCGACCGAGACCCGGGAGGCCAGGACGGCCCGGUCCACUUCAGCAUCCCCCCGGAGUCCAGCUCUGCCCUCAACGUCUCCAUCAGGGAAGGCGGAGGCGUGACAGCCAGCCUGGUGCUCCGGUCGGCCUUGGAGCCGCUUCCCGGAUACUCGUCGUCUUUGGUCACUCUCUACGUGCCGGUGGUGCUGCGCGACGGAGCCUCGGGCCUCGCCAACACCGGCACGGUCACGGUGACCAUUUGUCCGUGUCUGCGGGGGGGCAUGCGGACAGAAACCAAAGCUCGGGAGCGGCGUUGGGAGAGACGGGCAGUGUGUCGCCCGGCGCCCUCCGCCUCGCCCUCGCUGGUCUUCAGCCUGGUCACCUUGAUGGCCUUGCUGGCCUGCGUCACCACUCUUCUGGUGGUGUGCGCGCUCUCGCUGUCGCUGCGCCAUCAUAAGCGAGAUGCCCACUCGGCCUCGGAGGAGGAUGACGUCAGGGAGAACAUCAUCUCCUAUGACGACGAGGGGGGAGGGGAGGCGGACACGGCGGCCUUUGACAUGGCGGCGCUGCAGAGCAUGCACAGAAUGCAGCACGUGCACGCCAGCAGGAACAUAUGGUACACGCAACAGGCAGCACCGCGGGCCAGAACGUACAGCAUGAGUCGCAACCUGUACCCGGGCGCGGACUCUCAGCAGCAGCAGCAUCAUCGGCCUGGCUCGGCGCCGCUCUACGGGCGCCUUUGCUACAGCAUCCACACGCUCCCCGUGCUCCGGGACGACCCCACCGGGCCGCUGGAGGCCGGCGUGCAGCUAGGUCAGCACACCGGAGCUCCUUUCAACAGCGCCUCUGAAGCGGUGCGACAGCGCCCCACCGAGACGGGCACCAGUAGUUUGAUGGCAGCGCACAAGCUGAGCAGACUGCCCGUCAGGAGUGAAGCCUGCGGCAAAACGAUUGUGGCCCAGAACCACAACCAGACCCACUCUAAGAUAAAGCCAACUGAGGUCCAGUCCACGCCGCUUGGCGGUCCCGCCAGUCUGACUUGUUCCGAGCCGACCGGUUCUUCCUGCCAAAGUCCGAGCAGCUCGACUGCGAACCAGACCCUGAUCAGCACCGGCGCCACCAGCUGCACCAUCGACGACAUCGACACCGAUUCCUCACUCCCGUCCGUUUCCGAGCAAAGUUUCCCAAACGGGGGUGAGAGCGCCCCCGCCAGGGUUCCCGUUUACCCGCCAGUGGACACUUACAGCAUCGUGGGCUCACUGAACGGAAGCGCCCGCGGUGGGCUUGGAGUGGGCGGCUCGCAGCUGCUCAACAUGAUGUCUCCUUUGUCCAAACCCUUCCCCGGGGCGGCCUUUGCUCUCAACAGGGGGUGGAGUGCGGAGGCGGAGCCUGUGAGGACCUCUCAACCCUUACGCAUGGAGGACCUGCUCAGUUUCCGCCUGGAUCAGGUGACCUCAGACCCGUCGCAGCCGCCCUACGACUCGUUGCAGACUUACGAGUUUGAGGGCCGCGACUCCCGGGCCGAGUCGCUGAGCUCGCUGGGGAGCGGCGAGGGCGGGAAGGACGAGGACGGAAAAGACGAGGGCGGGAAAGCGGCGGGGGGGAUGGAGGAGUUAAACGUGAAGUUCCAGCGGCUGCUGGAGCUCAUCAGGGACAGGAAGAGCAGGAAGGAGCAGGAGAAGGAGGCUGACGACUCUCCUACACGGACCACCCGGGACCAAGGGAAAGAGGUGCAGAGGUGGGACUUUUAGGGAGGAGGCGCCCCCCAUGUCCCUGGCAACAAGCCGUGCACAGCGCAUCACUUUCACCUCCACCGUCACUUUGCACUAAUGCACGGGAAUCCUUUACGCAGCAGCUAUUAAUGAAUAUGGAUGACUGCAUAUGAAUAUUCAUGAGCACUUGGGAUUUCAAUACAAGACCCAUGAAAAAUUUACACGGAUUCAAAUAUUGAAAUUGUUAGAAAAUAGGCCCUCAUUUAAUAUUGAGCAGAAUAGUGAUAUUUAAUAUUGAUACGGCUGGAAAAUGACAGGAAUGUUCACAGAGUGCAACUGUUGCACUCGCCACGUUUUGCUGCCCCCGGGUGGUGGUGGUAUGAACUGCACAUGGAUUAAAAGAUGAUUGGUUUUCACUCGCAAGGCUGUGGUGUACUCUUGGAAAUAGCAACACAUGCCGUCCUGCGUAUUCUUGUGGACUCAAGCUAAUGGGGGAGGGGGGGAAUCCUACAGCGACACACCCUCACAAAAUCAUUGUAGAACCUCCAAAGUCAUCUUUGACUACAUAAUUAAAAACCCGCAUUGCCGAAAUCAUGUCAAUGUAAUUCAUCUGUUCCAGUGUCAAACUGUGGCCUUUAAUUAGCUGUAUUGGCUGUUUGUCACAUUGUAACAUUCUUAACUUUCAUACAAGUGUAAAAAGAAGACAACGCUUGCUAACUGUUAAAUGCAAAAACCAGAAAACCCUCAGUCUCGACUCUCCUAACGGCCAUUCAAGGGUAAAAAAGUUAAGCAGUGUUAAUAUUGAAAUGAAAAAAAUCAGAAAAUGCUCAGUCUAGACCAGAGGUCGGGAACCUUUUUGGCGAAGAGAGCCAAGAAAGCCACAUAUUUAAAAACGUAUUUCUGAGAGAGAUUCAUUUAGCCUGUUAGCUUCUUCUCCUUUAGCUUACACAGGUAGGGAGUUUGCUAACGACUAUUGACCGCAACAGGAAAGUCAGAAGGAGAUUGAUUGACAAUGGUCUACAGCCAAUCAGGACGCAGAACAGAAUGGGUGGGUUCUCCCUUAGCUAGUAAGUACUGUUGUGGUUCUAUAUUUAGCUGGCUAUCGUCUAUCAUGAGAUGCAUGAGAAUUUUUUAUUAUUUUGAACAUUAAUACUGUGAUUUCUACAACGUUUUACUUUAAAAUGUAGGUAGAAAAAAAUGUAAAUAUAUUUUUUUAUGGUGUUAAGUAAUGUCUGAGCCAGAUGCAGCCAUGAAAAGAGCCAAAGGUUCUUACCUCUGGUCCAGACUCUCCUGUCAUAUAAAAGUGAAAAGAAGCCAUCAAUUGGCAACAGUAUGCAGCAGUGGUUCUCUGUCAUGCCGCCACUGGGGGACAGUAAUGUUUUUGCGCCCCCCCAAUUUGAAAUACUUUUGAGAAACUGAUAAUAUCUAUUUAUUUAUCUGUACAGUACAGACUGAACUCCAAACUGAAACCAGCGAAAUGCAACAGAAUGGAGAGCAGUGAAGCAUACACGAAUAUUCAAGAGUCCAAAUUGCAGUUCAUUCAUAAGUGAAUUUACGCAAAGUAGGAUUCAGUAUUAUUCAAUGGAAUAUUCUCAUAGUUAUGGCAUAGAAAACUUGUUUACGCACUUGUAAAUACAGUUUUUAACAUUAUUAGAGCCCUCAAUAACACCCCUAUAGUCAAAUUUAUAUUUGUAUUACCCAAUAUAGUAGAUAUAAUCAGAGAAAAUAAGACAUGUUAGACAUAAAUAAGAUAGCAGACUCACACGUUAGCAGUUCCUCGUUGUUUUUUCUGGACAGCGUACUUUACACUCGUAUUAUCCAAUAUAGUAGACAGAAUAAAAGUAAAUAAGCUAUGUAAGAUGUAAAUAAAACUCCUGCUCAGGCAGUGUCACAGUAAAUGCAGUGUCACAGUAAAUAUGUCCCCUAGGGAACCUUAGUGGGGAGUCUAGUGCCUGUCUCACCGAACACCGACACCCAGUGGUCAAUGUAGAAUACGGCAGUACAUUCACAAUUACAAUGCUUCUUUUGGCUUGUUAUUUGUAUUUUAGUUCAUUUAUUUACAUCAUUUAGCCAUUUUAUGCUUGAAAAUACUUCAUUUAGGCCAAGAAUAAGUACAAAAAACUAAUAGGCCGUAUUCAACCACGAAACGGUGAUCAAACAAUAAAAUGCUCAGUCUCGGCUCUAUAGUCUUGACUCUCCUAACUGCCAUUCGAGUGUAAAAAGAAGUUAUGAGGGGUUCAUAGUAAACGGCAAAAACCAGAAAACAGCCAUCUUACCUUUAACAUGAAAUGACGUGGUGGCAAAAGCCAAAGAAAAAGUAGAUUGUCCCAUGCUGGCUGCACUUUUGCAAAAUGUUGAAGGUAAUGUUGGACGUAUUUUCACCUGAAAAUGUGUCUGGACGUCCGUAUUGUACGACUCCAGAGGUUCCGCUGUUAGUGACCUCAACCAGUGUUUCCAUUCAUGACCUCGAUCAAGCACAAAUGGAGCUACCUAUUUCAUCAGGACGCCGCUGCUUGUCGCCAAACACUGUUGAAAGGCACGUAGGCUGAGGGUGCAUUCGUGUAAAAUGUGCUCAUUUUUGGUGCAAAUCCAAAUAGAUGUUCCCUUUUUAAAUUUUUUCGGUUCCACGUGUGACGGGGCAGUGAUCCACCAGAUCCAGCGGAUGGCGUUGUGGUUGUUUUAGCCUUGCACCUGCUUCUUAAUGCAUAUUACUGCCACCUGCAGGCCUGGAGUGGAACAGCACCUCCCUGGAAAAACAGGGCUUUUUAUCAGACACAUGCCUUUCAAAAAAGAAUAAUUGAUGAAUUUUAGUGGGAAAAGUGAGAGACGUGAAUGUGGAAGAGCCUUUAUAGUUGAUGUUUUUAAUCAUUUGCCAUAUUAGCACCCCGCCUUUCGAAAAGGCAAAGCAGGUUAGGAUGCAGAAAGCAUCGUGGAGGACGCAGCAAAAGAUUGUCACUCGCUGCGGUGACUCACUCC